AUGACGAGCUCAACUCCGACCGCGCCCUCCCCCUCACCUGCAGCAGCAGCAGCUGCUACUCCCACCACGUCCACCACGUCCACCCCCUCCACCGCAUCCACCUCCUCGAAACCCACGAAGCAGCAACCGUCCUCCCAAUCACAAAAGCCCUCCAAGUCGGCCACCAAAUCCAAAGAUGCCGCCACCGCUGCCACCAGCGCUCCCGCUGCCCCCGCCGACAGCGCAACCGCCCAACUGACCCCCGCCGAACUGAAAAAGCGAGCCAAGGCCGAAAAGGCCGCGCGCCGGGCCCGCGAACGCGCCGAACGCGAGUCCUCCGGCCCCGCCGGGGGAGCUCCGUCUGGUGGUGCCGCCACGCCCGGUAAGAAGGAUGGCAGCGGCGGCGGCGGAUCGGCUGCUGGUGCUUCUGGAUCGAAACAGGUGCCUCGUCGGGGAUCCGCGCAGAAUGCCUCGCAGAAUGGUGGGGGAGGUAGUGUCUCUGGUGCGGUGCCGGCUGGGGGGUUGGAGAAGAGUGCUGGCGGUGGUGGUGGUGGGGAGAGUAAGGGUGGUAAGAAGGCUGAUGAUAAGAAUGUGGCGGUGUUUGGACAUCUUUAUGGGCAGCAGAGACGGACGACGGUCGCCGGGGCGGGCAAGGAGGUGCAUCCGGCUGUGUUGGCGUUGGGGUUGCAGAUGAGGGAUUAUGUGGUUUGUGGGAGUAGUGCGCGGUGUGUGGCUACUUUGUUGGCUUUCAAGAGGGUCAUCGAAGCGUACACUACGCCCAUGGGAACCUCCCUCCCUCGUCACUUGACGACCUACCUCUCCCACCAGAUCACCUACCUGUCGACCUGUCGGCCCCUGUCGAUCAGCCAGGGUAAUGCGAUCCGCGCCCUCAAGCUGGCCAUCUCGUCCAUCGACCCCUCGACGCCCGAGGCGGAGGCCAAGGCGUUCCUGGGCGAGUUCAUCGACAGCUUCAUCCGCGAGAAGAUCACCGUGGCGGACCAGGUCAUCGCCAGCAGCGCGGCGCAGAAGAUCCAGGACGGGGACGUGAUCGUGACGUUCGCGGGCAGCUCGAUCGUCAAGCAGACGCUGCUGCUGGCGCACAAGCAGGGCAAGAAGUUCCGGGUCUCGAUCAUCGACUCGCGGCCGCUGUUCGAGGGCAAGAGCCUGGCGCGCACGCUGGCCAACGCCGGGCUGGACGUGCAGUACUCGCUCGUGCACGGCAUCAGCCACGCCAUCAAGGCGGCCAGCAAGGUCUUCCUGGGCGCGCACGCCAUGACCAGCAACGGCCGGCUGUACUCGCGCGUCGGCACCGCGCUGGUCGCCAUGAGCGCCAAGGAGCGCGCCGGCGGCGUCGAGGUGCCCGUCAUCGUCUGCUGCGAGACGGUCAAGUUCACCGACCGCGUCGCGCUCGACAGUAUCGUCGUCAACGAGAUCGCCGACGCGGACGAGCUGAUCACCGCCGAGCCCAUGCAGCAGCUGACCGGCCUGCCGGAUCCGGCGGCGGUGACGGUCUCCGCGGCGGACGCGAAGAAGGGCGGCGGCGGUGGUGGGAAGUCGGCGGCGGCAGCGGCAGCGGCGGCAGCCAAUGCGGCGGCGGAGUCGAACACGCUGGCGCAGAAUGUCUCGUCGCCGUUGACGGGGUGGAAGGAGUCGGCCAACCUGCAGCUGCUCAACAUCAUGUACGAUGUCACGCCAGCCGAGUAUGUGGAUAUGGUGGUCACCGAGAUGGGCAGCUUGCCUCCGAGUGCGGUACCGAUUGUGCAUCGCAUGAGCACGAAUUUGUGA
Molecule: messenger RNA, 1764 nt
Organism: Aspergillus aculeatinus CBS 121060
Lineage: Eukaryota; Fungi; Ascomycota; Eurotiomycetes; Eurotiales; Aspergillaceae
Product: translation initiation factor eIF2B subunit delta
Exons: 2
Coding region: 1-1764 (587 amino acids)
Source: RefSeq, a predicted model, not a curated record